UUCCAAAAAAUGGCUAGGAUUGCGCUGGCUGCUCGAUUGCAACAAGUAAUUACUCCUAAUGCUUUCCGAUCUUAUCUUGCAGAGUUCAUCUCCACCUUCUUCUUUGUAUUCGCCGUUGUGGGUUCUAUGAUGUCCUCCAAAAAGUUAAUGCCAGAUGCUGCAUCAGACCCAGCAAGUCUGGUGUUGGUUGCCAUCACAAAUGUCUUUGCACUGUCCUCCGCCGUGUACAUUUCUGCCUCCACCUCCGGCGGCCAUGUAAAUCCGGCCGUCACCUUUGCCAUGGCCGUUGGAGGUCACAUUAGUGUCCCUAUUGCCCUCGUCUACUGGAUUUGCCAAUUGGUGGCUGCUGUCAUGGCUUGCCUUCUCUUAAGAGUCACUGUUGUUGGACAGCACGUUCCAACAUAUGCAAUCACAGAAGAAAUGACAGGAUUUGGAGCCUCCGUUUUGGAGGGGGUCCUAACAUUUGCUCUAGUCUACACUGUUUAUGCUGCUGGUGAUCCAAGGCAUGGUGCAUUGGGGGCUAUGGGGCCAUUAGCAAUAGGAUUCAUGGCAGGGGCAAACGUCCUGGCAACCGGGCCGUUCUCCGGCGGAUCCAUGAACCCGGCUUGUGCAUUCGGGUCUGCAGUCAUUGCUGGUACCUUCAAGAACCAAGCGGUUUACUGGGUCGGACCUUUGAUUGGUGCUGCAGUUGCUGGUCUUCUAUAUGACAAUGUGGUGUUUCCUGUUCAAGAUUCUCUUACUGGGAAUGAAGAUAGAAUUGGAGUGUAA
Messenger RNA from Argentina anserina (silverweed cinquefoil), 768 nucleotides. RefSeq names its product probable aquaporin TIP5-1. Gene Ontology annotation, biological process: water transport; transmembrane transport. Lineage: Eukaryota; Viridiplantae; Streptophyta; Magnoliopsida; Rosales; Rosaceae. The transcript has 3 exons. Bases 10 to 768 code for a protein of 252 amino acids. Gene Ontology annotation, cellular component: membrane. Gene Ontology annotation, molecular function: water channel activity. The record is from RefSeq and is a predicted model, not a curated record.